Molecule: messenger RNA, 3300 nt
Organism: Vitis vinifera (wine grape)
Lineage: Eukaryota; Viridiplantae; Streptophyta; Magnoliopsida; Vitales; Vitaceae
Product: ABC transporter A family member 2
Exons: 15
Coding region: 167-3121 (984 amino acids)
Biological process (GO): lipid transport; transmembrane transport
Cellular component (GO): membrane; intracellular membrane-bounded organelle
Molecular function (GO): ABC-type transporter activity; ATP hydrolysis activity; ATP binding
Source: RefSeq, a predicted model, not a curated record
AGACAGGAUGCGAAAAGACACGUCAAAAACGUCGACGGAGUGAUUUCGAAGAAGCGCUGAAACGGUGCGUUUUACGCGCCUAAAGCAUAUAAAUGGCAGAAUCAGAAAGCAGUUUCAACGAUAUAGAGCAGCUAAAACUAAAAGCUUUAGCAAAAGAUAGAAAUCAAUGGAUUUGCAGAGAGGAUUGCCACUGCUAAUCCAACAAUUCGGUGCACUGUUCAAGAAGAAUUUCCUUCUCUCAUGGCGGAACAAGGGGGCGACGUUUCUUCAACUCUUCUCGUCUCUCUUCUUCAUAUUCCUCAUCUUCUGUAUCGGGAAAGCCAUUCGUUCUCGGUUCUCCUCUUCUACAGAGUAUGAAAACGUCUUUGAUCCUAAGCCUCUGGUCUCUCUUCCGAUUCCUCCUUGCGAGGAUAAAUUCUACACAAAGCUUCCUUGCUUCGACUUUGUUUGGAGCGGUAAUGGAAGCGCUAAGAUCCAGUCUAUUGUCAAUAGAAUCAUGACCAAUAAUCCUGGCCGCCCAAUUCCUUCCGAUAAGGUCAAAUCAUUUAGUACACGUGAUGAAGUGGAUGCAUGGCUAUAUAGUGAUCCAAUGCGUUGCCCAGGAGCGCUGCAUUUUGUAGAAACAAAUGCUACUGUAAUUAGCUAUGGCUUACAAACUAAUUCUACUCCAGUUAGUAAACGAGGGCAUUAUGAAGAUCCCACAUUCAAAUUUCAAAUUCCACUCCAAAUUGUUGCAGAACGUGAAAUGGCUAGGUCUCUAAUUGGAGAUCCAAACUUCAACUGGACUGCUAGAUUUAAGGAAUUUGCACACCCUGCAAUAGAAGAGUUCUCUGUUGUGGCUGUAGUAGGUCCAACAUUUUUCCUUGCAAUUGCCAUGUUUGGUUUUGUUAUCCAAAUUAGUUCCUUGAUCACAGAGAAGGAACUAAAACUUCGCCAGGCAAUGACAAUGAUGGGUCUUUAUGAUUCUGCCUACUGGUUGUCAUGGCUCACAUGGGAGGGAAUUAUCAUACUUAUUGCUUCACUUUUCAUUGUUCUCUUUGGAAUGAUGUUCCAGUUUGAUUUUUUCUUAAACAACAGUUUUUCAGUUGUAUUCCUCUUGUUCUUCCUUUUCCAACUCAAUAUGAUUGGUUAUGCUUUCAUGCUGUCAUCCUUCAUAAGCAAGUCAUCUUCAUCUACAAUUAUUGGUUUUUGCAUUUUUAUCUUCGGAUUUUUUUCACAGGUAAGGUUUCCCCUUAAAUUUAUGGAAUGGAAAUUACACACUCAGUCAUCACUAAUAAAUUCAAUUUGGUCAUUGCAGCUUGUUACAAUAUUUGGAUUUCCCUAUAGUAACAACUUUCCUAAUUUCUAUCGGAUUAUAUGGUCACUAUUCCCUCCUAAUCUUCUUGCUGAAGCUCUAUCAUUGCUUGCUGAUGCAACUUCCACUCCUCAAGAUCCUGGGAUUAGCUGGAGUAAACGAGCAGACUGUGCACCAAAUGAUUUGGAUUGUGUCAUUACAAUUAAUGAUAUCUAUAUAUGGCUCACAGCCACAUUUUUUCUAUGGUUUCUUUUGGCCAUCUACUUCGAUAAUAUAAUCCCAAAUUCAUCGGGUGUGAGGAAAUCUCUAUUUUACUUUUUGAAGCCUGGGUAUUGGACAGGAAGAGGUGGAAACAAGGUGGAAGAGGGUGGCAUUUGUAGUUGCAUAGGUUCUAUUCCAUCUUUGGAGGACAUCACUCCAGAUGAUGAAGAUGUCCUUGAAGAGGAAAACAAAGUAAAACAACAAAGAAGGGAAGGUGUAGCUGAUCCAAAUAUUGCAGUUCAGAUAUGCGGUCUUGCAAAAACAUAUCCUGGGACAACUAAUAUUGGUUGCUGUAAAUGCAAGAAGACUUCGCCUUACCAUGCUCUCAAGGGAUUAUGGGUGAACUUUCCAAAGAAUCAACUAUUUUGUCUCCUUGGACCCAAUGGAGCUGGAAAAACUACUACAAUUAAUUGCUUGACUGGAAUUACCCCAGUCACUGAGGGUGAUGCAUUAAUAUAUGGAUAUUCCAUUCGAAGCUCUGUAGGAAUGUCAAACAUUCGAAGAAUCAUAGGAGUUUGUCCCCAGUUUGACAUUCUCUGGAAUUCUUUGUCUGGUCAAGAGCACCUAGAGCUGUUCUCUAGCAUUAAAGGCCUCCCCCCUUCUUCAGUCAAAUCAGUUGCUCAAAAAUCAUUGGCAGAGGUGAAACUCACCCAAGCAGCCAAAAUGAGAGCUGGGAGUUAUAGUGGAGGAAUGAAACGCCGCCUUAGUGUUGCUAUAGCACUAAUUGGUGAUCCAAAGUUGGUCAUUAUGGAUGAACCGACAACUGGCAUGGACCCGAUAACGAGGAGGCAUGUGUGGGACAUAAUAGAGAAUGCAAAGAAAGGACGUGCCAUUGUCCUAACUACACACUCAAUGGAAGAAGCGGACAUAUUAAGUGACCGCAUUGGAAUCAUGGCAAAGGGUAGGCUUCGUUGCAUUGGGACCUCAAUUAGGUUGAAGUCUCGGUUUGGAACUGGUUUUAUUGCUCAUGUAAGCUUCACUGGAAGCACGAAUGGAAACACUCGCCCCAAUGACGAUGCAGUCACCACACCUUAUCAUGAGGCCGUAAAGCAAUUCUUUAAAUAUCAUUUGGAUAUAGUGCCCAAAGAAGAGAACAAGGCCUUCUUGACUUUUGUCAUUCCCCAUGAUCGAGAAGCACGGUUGACGAAAUUCUUUGGGGAGCUCCAAGAUAGAGAAACAGAAUUUGGAAUAGCAGACAUUCAACUGGGGCUUACAACUCUUGAAGAAGUUUUCUUGAAUAUUGCAAAGAAGGCAGAGCUAGAAAGUGCCGCAGCUGAAGGGAGCAUGGAAUCUCUGACUUUAACAUCCGGCAUAGUGGUUCAGGUACCUGUGGGAGCCAGAUUUGUGGGAAUUCCAGGAACAGAGUCUGCAGAGAAUCCCAGAGGAGUUAUGGUAGAAGUACAAUGGGAACAAGAUGAUACUGGUUCGCUCUGCAUUUCCGAGCACUCGCCUGAGACUCCAGUACCUCCUGGCAUCCCACAGAUGCCUUCUUUGCGUAGAAGGUCAAGGACUGUUCAAGGGGUCGUGAUUGACCCAAAUCAAAUUGUUUCAAAUGAUGAUCGAUGAUAGAUUCUAAUAUUUACACAGGUAAAAAUACCAUGUUUUGUUAUCUCAUACAUUUAAUUGAAGCGUGGCAGCGUUUUGUAAUAAUGUCCUAAAUGUACUGUAUAGCAACUAAAAUAAUGAAAUGCCUGUCAGAAUAACAUCUUUUGAGAAUAAUGCUUUGAUCUUCUGUAUUCUCCUCA